Salpingoeca rosetta is the source of this 2926-nucleotide messenger RNA. Its product is annotated as Ampd2 protein. The coding region runs from base 200 to 2605 and encodes 801 amino acids. The record is from RefSeq and is a predicted model, not a curated record. Gene Ontology annotation, biological process: IMP salvage; AMP metabolic process. Gene Ontology annotation, cellular component: cytosol. The transcript has 20 exons. Lineage: Eukaryota; Choanoflagellata; Craspedida; Salpingoecidae. Gene Ontology annotation, molecular function: AMP deaminase activity.
UUUGUGCGCUGACUUUUGUGCGCUGAGCUGAGAGAGUGCUGUCAUUUUUUCCGCACAGCGUCCGCAUUGCCAUCAUCACAUCAGCCCAGAUCCAAGAUCGACCUUGCUUCUUGCUUGCUUGAUUGAUUGAUUGCGCCCUUGCUGGUAGCACGUGAGUGAACCGCUCCCUCCACCCCCACUGCGACAAGAGCCAGUGAGCAUGGCCGACAAGGGAGACGCCUCCAAGAAGACGGAGGAAGAGAAGCCCACGGUCGUGGAACCCAACACAAGCGCGGAGAGCAGCAGCAGCAGCAGCAGCAAGAAGACAAAGGACGUCGGCGUCGUCCACACCGCCUCCGGCGAUGUCUGCAUCCUGCCAGGGAACCAGCAAGACGUGUAUCGUCAGCUGAUGGAGACCCAGCCAAGCAGCGCCCUCAAGUACCUGCAGAGCGGCGUGCCUGACGUCAUCGAGGAUGUCUCCGACGAAGAGGAUCAGGUUUCAGCCGACGAGGAGGAGGAGAUGCUGCAGGCCGCCCGCCUGACCGGUGACGCUCGCUACACCGUCACCGAAGAGAAGAAGCUCAACGAUGCGCUGUUGAAGUGGCACGCGAAGCUGCAGCCUCCAGAUGCCCCUGAGCCGAGCAAAGGGUCGCUGUCCCCGCCGGUCCGCCGCCGCGAGCGCCUCACCUCGAUGACCACCAUCGCCCCCGACCUCAAGGAGGCCACCUCUGCUGUCGACUUCCGCCGCAUCCUCCUCACACGCAUGGAGAAGCACGAGCUUGAGACGGGCGACAUUUCCACCAUGAUCAUGAACGCCGUCUUCCUUCGCCAAAAGUACAUGCGCAGGAGCGAGCAACAGUUCCCCUCGUUUGUGACGGAGCUCUUGCUUGCAGGCAAAGGGCCGUCCCGCAAGACUGCGCCAUCAUCCAGCGGGCAGAAUCUGCCAAAGUGCUCGAAGGUGUUUGCAGAGGAGGACGUGGUUGCCGAUUGCCUCAAGUCAAACAACGUCAAGCUCAGCAUGCAUAAGGGCGUGUUCAACCUGUACGCAGGCGAUGAUGAGGAGUGCACCAUCCCCUUCUACAAAUACGUUGAUGUGAAGUACUAUCUGCGGGAUUUGUCGAAGCUGUUGGCGCUGAUCAACGACGGACCAACCAAGUCCUUCUCCUUCCGCCGCAUCCACUUUCUCCUCAACAAGUUCACCCUCCACACCAUGCUCAACAGCACCCGCGAGCUCACGGAGCAAAAGUCCGUUCCCCAUCGUGACUUUUACAACAUCCGAAAGGUGGACACACACGUGCACCUGUCUGCGUGCAUGAACCAGAAGCACCUGCUGCGCUUCAUCAAGUCGAAGCUGAAGAAGUGCCCUGACGAGACGGUCAUCCACCGUGAUGGAAAGGACCUCACCCUCCAGCAAGUCUUUGACAGCCUGAACCUGACGUCGUACGAUUUGUCGAUUGACACGCUGGACAUGCACGCGGACCAGUCGACGUUCCACCGCUUUGACCGCUUCAACCUCAAGUACAACCCCAUUGGCGAGUCCCGCCUGCGCGAGAUCUUCCUCAAGACAAGCAACAAGAUCAAGGGGCGGUACUUUGCGGAGGUUUCCCGCCAGGUCAUUGACGACCUCGAGGAGUCAAAGUACCAGAUGGCUGAGUACCGCGUGUCUGUGUACGGGCGUGCGCCCGACGAGCUGACGAAGCUUGGCGCGUGGUUCUGCGACAACAACAUGGCCUCCGACAACGUCCGCUGGCUCAUCCAAGUGCCCCGCCUCUAUUAUGUGUACAAGAAGACGGGCCUCCUCGACAACUUUGCACAAGUUCUCGACAACCUCUUCCGCCCUCUCUUCGAGAACACGCUCAACCCCGAGAAGGACCCCAAGCUGGCGGAGUUCCUGGCGCACGUGGUUGGCUUUGACAGCGUGGACGACGAGAGCAAGCCAGAGCGCUUCCCACACACCCCAAGCUGCGAGCAACCAGAGAUGUGGGACAAGCCCGACAACCCGUCGUACUCGUACUAUGCGUACUACACGUAUGCCAACCUGAGCGUGCUGAACAAGUUGCGCAAGGCCAAGGGCCUGAACACGUUUGCGUUCCGCCCCCACUCUGGCGAGGCGGGCUCCAUCGAGCACCUGGUCACCACCUACCUUCUCAGCGAGAACAUUUCCCACGGCAUUCGUCUCCGCAAAGCGCCCGUGCUGCAGUACCUGUACUACCUGUGCCAGGUGGGCCUCUCUGUGUCGCCGCUCAGCAACAACCACCUCUUCCUCGACUAUCACAAGAACCCCUUCCCCAACUUCCAUGCCAUGGGCAUGAACGUCACCCUCUCCACCGACGACCCGCUGUUGUUCCAUCUGUCACGCGAGCCCCUGAUUGAGGAGUACAGCAUUGCGUCGCAGGUGUGGCGCCUGUCCCGCGUGGAUGUGUGCGAGAUUUGCGCCAACUCUGUUCGCAUCAGCGGCUUCCCUGCAGAGUUUAAGCGCCACUGGCUCGGCGACCACUUUGACAGCGCCGGCCCUUCAGGCAACAACAUUGCGCAAUCCAACGUGCCUGAUACGCGCUGCGCCUAUCGCUUUGAGACGCUGGUGGAGGAGCUGGAAACCCUCCUGGAACUCCAAGAGGAGGCUUAACCAACCAAACCCAAAAGGCACAGGCAAGGGACAACGCAAGGCAAGGAUGACAGACAGCAAGAAGAAGGGAAAGAACCAACUGACGCCAACACACAACACACAAACACACAAGCACACACACCACAACACACUUGCCAACCCAUUCGCCCGGUUCCAUCCAAAAAUAGAUGUCGUUUUUCUUGCUUGUUUUGUCCUGGCGCUUUUGGUGGACGAUUGCUGCAAUCGUGCAUCUGUUCGUUUCGAUGGUGGAUAGUGUGUUAUGAGCUGAGCCCCAUUUUUGCCGCUCCAGCAAUUACAACUUCCGCACCAUCGAACCCCGAC